AUGUCAUCGUUUAUUGGGUGGAAGAAAAACUCCAAUUCAGGAGGAACACCAGGAGCAUCACCAACUUCAUCAUCACCAUUAAACUCGACAAUAAGUAAUGCAAAUUCAGUUAGUGGAUUAGGACCAUUAGGAUCUAUUAGUAAUACGUCAAGUUCGUCAUUAUCAUCAUCAUUUCAACCAAUUCAAAUUGUAAACUCUAAUAAUAAUUCACCACCAUUAUCAUCAUCAUCAUCAUCCACAUCCACAUAUUCAACACCAAACUCUUCAAAUGACACAAUUGGUAAAUCAUCAUCAUCAUCUGUGGCUUCAGCAGCAGCAGCAGGAGCGUCAUCCACAUCCACAUAUUCAUCAUCGUCAUCUUUAAUCGAUACAUCACAAUUUAAUAAUAACUAUGUUGGUAAUAUUUUUGGUGGACAACCAAUUAACCCAAAUACUGAAUUUGGUUCCUCAAUUUUAAAUAAAUUUUCAAAAUAUCUUUUAAAUAAAGGUUUUAAUACUGAAGGUAUAUUUAAACCACAUCCUGAAUUAGAUAAUGAAAUUCAAAAUGUAAAAAAGAAUUUAAUUAAAGAUUUAAGUAUAGGAGAUAUGGAACAAGCAAGUUUAUCAACAUUAACACAAAAUCCAUUAGUUAUUGGGGAAAUAAUGAAACAAUAUUUAGCAUUAUUACCUGAACCUUUAUUUUCAUAUCAAUUAUAUGAUAGUUUUUUAUUAACUCAUUCAAUUUUAUCACCAACAGACAGAAUUUGGGCAUAUAGAUUUUUAUUAUUAUAUUUACCAGUUGGAUUUAGAGGUGCAAUUAAGAGUGUUUUAGGAUUAUUAAGCAGAGUUCAUCAAUGUAGCGAAUCAAGUAAAAUGAAUUCAGAGAGUUUAGCAAAGAUAUUUUCACCAGUUUUUCUUAGACCAGCUGAGGAUAUGUAUUACAUGAAAUCCGAUCAAUCUACAUUGGAAGAGAUUGUUAAACUUUGGAUUGAAGAAUUUGAUAUGAUUUCAAAACCACCAACAAAUCCAAAUCCAAAUUCAAAAGUAACAAUAUUAGGUACCAAUAAUACAUUAUCACAACUUCAACAACAAUCAAAUCAACAUUCAUCAUUACCAAAUAUAUCUUCAUUAUCUUCAAAUCUAAUUCAACAACAACUACAACAACAACAACAGCAACAACAACAAAGCCAUCCAACAAUUGGUAUGAGUAAAAUUACAAGUUCAUUAUCAUCAAGUAGUUUACAAGUAAAUUUACAAACAUCACCAAAAUCACCACAAUCACCAAAACUAUUAUUACCAACCAUUCCAAAAGAUGAUCAACAACAAAUGACAAUUGUUAAGCAAAAACCAAUACUUUCAAAACCAACACCAACUACAACACCAACAUUAACACCACAAACAACAAAUCCACCACCAGUACCAGCUUCAACUUUAGAUAAUAAUAAUAGUAAUAACAAUAAUAAUAAUAAUAAUAAUAAUAGUAACAACAACAAUAAUAAUAAUAAUAAUAAUAAUAAUAAUAAUAAUAAUAAUAAUAAUAUAACACCAAAUGGUAGCCCAUUAAUAAAUAAAAGAUUAUCAAUUGGAGGAUUUGCAUUAUCACCACCAGGUGCAUCAACAUCAUUUUCAUCACUUUCAGAACAAGAGGUUGAAGAUAAAGUUAGAAAAAUCAAAGUAUCAAUUGAUACUAUGGUUAGUGAACAAGCAUUACUUUUAAUUAAAAAUUUAUUAAAGAGUAUUGAAAAAGAAUUCAAUUAUAAUCAUAUCAUUAAAUUUUCAUCAAUCAUUAGGGAUGCUAAAAAACAUAUGAAUGAAUCAUCAGAGAAACAAUUAUCACUUACCAAAGCUAAUAUUAGAGAGUUUAUUCAAGAAUAUCCAAAACCAAUGUCUUACAAUCUAUUGGUAUCUUCAAUACCAAAAUUGGAUACAACCAACUUUACAGAACAAGAAAAGAAAGCAAAUGAUAUAAAGAGAGCUUCUCAAGUCGCUGCUGAUGAAAUUAGUGAUUAUAUCUAUUAUUUUAAAUUAAAGAUUUCAACAUUCCAAUUAAAGGAACAAGUGAUUUCAACUGCUCAAAUCUUUAGUAAAUUAAAAUCAAUUUUAGAAUCACCUCCACCAUCUUUACCAACUGGUAGUUCUUGGAGUGAUUUUGAAAAUAAUAGUAGCAAUAAUAAUAUUAAUAUAAAUAAUAAUAUAAAUAAUAGUAGUAGUAAUAAUAAUAAUAAUAAUAGUUCACCAAAUUCUUCACCAUUAAUGGGUAGAUUAAAAACUAGUAAUGGUCUUAAUAGUAGUAGUAAUAGUAAUGUAACACCACCAACCGAAAAUCAAAUAUCCGCAGAUAAAGCAACCAUUAGAAUCAUUGAAGUUUGUUCUCAAGAAAUUAAAAGUAGAUUUGGUUCAAUGAGAUCCAAUCUAGAGAGAGUCGAUAUAAAUGGUGCUUUUGAAAUUGGUAAACAUAGUAGAAAUGUUAAAGCUGUCCUAAAUGAUAUCUAUGUACAAUGUAAAUUAAUUCCUCCACCCGAUAUUAAAGCAUUACCCCCUGGUGAAGAUCAAUUAACUACCCUUAGAAAAGCAUUGCCCCCUCUUUUCGAUAGAUUUGUCACUCAAAUCGAUGAAUUAACUCAACACGUUUUUAAUAAUAAAGCAUCACCUGAAGAAAUUACAAUCAUUGUCGAUAAGUUAUUAUUUAUAAAUAGAUCUUUAAGUAUGUAA
This is a messenger RNA of Dictyostelium discoideum AX4, 2691 nucleotides long. RefSeq names its product RhoGAP domain-containing protein (gene gacM). The transcript is spliced from 3 exons. Gene Ontology annotation, cellular component: cytoplasm. Lineage: Eukaryota; Evosea; Eumycetozoa; Dictyosteliales; Dictyosteliaceae. The record is from RefSeq and is a predicted model, not a curated record. Gene Ontology annotation, biological process: signal transduction. Bases 1 to 2691 code for a protein of 896 amino acids.